GAGUGAGCGACAGAACCGGUUCGCACCGACAGACGGACAGAGGACCAGACGGCCGCUAAGGCGCGCUCACUGCCCCCUGCCGGGCCCCCGCCCCGAACUCCAGCCCCAGCGCCCGCUACUGCCCCAGAUACAGCACGAUGCGCGGUCCUGGCAGCGAGUCACGGGCGAGCACUGUCCCCCGGCCACCGAGGAGCCCUGGCCCCUAGCGCCCAGCGCUGCUGCCCUGCAUCAGGGAGGGCCGCGGAGACCCCAACCUCAGUUGGCGCAGGAGCCCUGCGGGUGGGGCCUGCCCAGCCCAGCCAGGCGCGCCGGCCCACCAUGCUCCUCUUGUCGCCGCGCAGCGCUCUGGUCUCCGUCUAUUGCCCGCAGAUCUUUCUCCUUCUGUCCAGCGGCAGCUACCUAGCAUUGUCAUCCGUGGUGGCCCUGGGAGCCAACAUCAUCUGCAACAAGAUUCCUGGCCUGGCCCCACGGCAGCGAGCCAUCUGCCAGAGCCGACCCGAUGCCAUCAUCGUGAUCGGGGAGGGGGCGCAGAUGGGUAUCGAUGAAUGCCAGCACCAGUUCCGAUUCGGCCGCUGGAACUGCUCCGCCCUGGGCGAGAAGACCGUCUUCGGGCAAGAGCUCCGAGUAGGGAGUCGAGAGGCUGCCUUCACGUACGCCAUCACCGCGGCAGGAGUGGCACACGCUGUCACGGCAGCCUGCAGCCAGGGCAAUCUGAGCAACUGUGGCUGUGACCGCGAGAAGCAAGGCUACUACAACCAGGCAGAAGGCUGGAAGUGGGGGGGCUGCUCGGCAGACGUCCGCUACGGCAUUGACUUUUCCCGGCGCUUCGUGGAUGCUCGUGAGAUCAAAAAGAAUGCCAGGCGCCUCAUGAACCUUCACAACAAUGAGGCAGGCAGAAAGGUUCUGGAGGACCGCAUGAAGCUGGAAUGUAAGUGUCACGGAGUGUCGGGCUCAUGUACUACCAAAACCUGCUGGACCACCCUGCCCAAGUUCCGCGAGGUGGGCCACCUACUCAAGGAGAAGUACAACGCAGCCGUGCAGGUGGAGGUGGUGCGAGCCAGCCGCCUGCGCCAGCCCACCUUCCUGCGCAUCAAGCAGCUGCGCAGCUAUCAGAAGCCUAUGGAGACGGACCUGGUGUACAUCGAGAAGUCGCCCAACUACUGCGAGGAGGACGCGGCCACGGGCAGCGUAGGCACGCAGGGCCGCCUUUGCAACCGCACCUCGCCGGGUGCCGACGGCUGUGACACCAUGUGCUGCGGCCGCGGCUACAACACGCACCAGUACACCAAGGUGUGGCAGUGCAACUGCAAAUUCCACUGGUGUUGCUUCGUCAAGUGCAACACGUGCAGCGAGCGCACCGAGGUCUUCACCUGCAAGUGAGGCUCCCGCGCAGGCGCGCUGGGCGCCUGCCUACCUUGCGGCCCUCCACAUUUUGCACAUCCUUCUUUGCUUCCGGAGCUGCCAGCUGCGGACACGGGAGGGUGGAGAUGGGGGUGGGGAGCUCGAGAUAUUCCAGGCUCCUUCCUACCUACCCUGUCCCUACCCAGCGUCCAAGGUCAACGCAAUGGUGGUCUGGUACCCAAUGGAGACAAAUCCCUUUACUUCCCUUCGGGAAAGUGAACCUCAAAGCGACCACAAGACUCUGAGGAUCACCUCCCUGCCUGGUGGUUGGACACCGAAAGGUCACACCCACCAGUCACACUCAAAACUGUUUCCUGGGCUGUUUCCUGCUGGCCCUGGGCAGUGUGGAUGGAUGUUGACAAAAUUAUUUAUGUUUUCUUAGCAUCAGAUGAGGACUCAGUACUAACGACUGGGUAGCCAGACCUAACCCUAUUUGAGGAUGCCCUACCACCAUCUCCUUUCCCUCACUUCUCUUGGCCCCUCCCUGGAAGGUCCUCUGCCCCUUGCAGAACUUGAGGAUGUCAGAGUUGGCUCGGAGGCUGACUGGUGGGGGGACUCCUUCUCAGCACCCUGGGAGGGACUUGGUGGCCCUACAAGGCCUGAGAUGGCCACAGAGGACAGCCC
Messenger RNA from Rattus rattus (black rat), 2025 nucleotides. It is a transcript of the gene Wnt7b, whose product is annotated as Wnt family member 7B. Gene Ontology annotation, molecular function: frizzled binding; cytokine activity. The coding region runs from base 319 to 1380 and encodes 353 amino acids. Gene Ontology annotation, biological process: neuron differentiation; cell fate commitment; positive regulation of JNK cascade. Gene Ontology annotation, cellular component: extracellular region. The transcript has 4 exons. NCBI's taxonomy places the organism in Eukaryota, Metazoa, Chordata, Mammalia, Rodentia, Muridae. The record is from RefSeq and is a predicted model, not a curated record.